Zingiber officinale is the source of this 2180-nucleotide messenger RNA. Its product is annotated as U-box domain-containing protein 12-like. Gene Ontology annotation, biological process: protein ubiquitination; cell surface receptor signaling pathway. The record is from RefSeq and is a predicted model, not a curated record. Bases 92 to 2011 code for a protein of 639 amino acids. Lineage: Eukaryota; Viridiplantae; Streptophyta; Magnoliopsida; Zingiberales; Zingiberaceae. The transcript is spliced from 4 exons. Gene Ontology annotation, molecular function: ubiquitin-protein transferase activity; protein binding. Gene Ontology annotation, cellular component: nucleus; cytoplasm.
AGUUUACUUUUUUACGUCUGUAGUUCGAGCUGCUCUCCCGAUCUGAGAGUUUCCUCUUCUUUCUACCUUGAUCCCGUUGCGAUCGGGAUAUAUGGGGUCGACAGAGGAGGGUCCGGAGAUCAGCGGAGGCGUCGAUGGAGUGGCGGUGGUGGAAGCCCUAUCGGGAGUAGUGGAGGAGGUGACGGCGCUGCCCGAGAAUCGCGGGCCAUUGCGACGGAUGAGCUUCGACCUGGCGCAGCGAGUGAAGCUUCUUGCCCCGCUCUUCGACGAGCUGAGGGACGACGCCGGAUCGAUCCGUCCGGACGAACUUCGCGGCCUGGAAUCGCUUCGCGUGGCCCUCGUGGAAGCGAAAGAGAUCCUUCGGUUAGUCAACGCGGGGAGCAGGCUCUAUCAGGUUCUAAGAUCGUCAAAAUUUGAAAUCUCCUUUCAAAUGGCAACUGAAUCUAUUGAAAAGGCAAUCAAUGAGAUAUGCUUGGACAAUCUUAACAUUCCGCUUGAAGUUAAAGAACAGAUUGAACUUUUGCAUUCCCAUCUUCAUAGAGCAAAAGAAACUGUGGAAUUGCCUGAUCUGCAACUGCACAGAGAUUUAAGUUGGGCACUGAAUGAAAAUUAUAGUGAUAUUAGUGUCAUCAAAAGAAUAUCAGAAAAGCUUCAACUAAAAAAUAAGAAUGACAUCAUCAAGGAGUCAGUCGCUCUAAAUGAAAUGGUCAUUUCAAGCGAUGGAGAGCCUGAUGUCUCACUGGAUGACAUGUCCUUAUUGCUGAAGAAGAUUAACGAUUGUGUACUAUCAGAAAACUUAGCUUCUGCUAGCAUGGAUAGGAAGACAAGCUUUUCCAAACACAGAUCACCAGUGAUCCCAGAUGAUUUUCGGUGUCCAAUGUCGCUUGAACUGAUGAAGGAUCCUGUCAUUAUAUCCUCAGGACUGACGUAUGAGAGAUCUUACAUCCAGAAAUGGCUUGAAAAUGGACACAAGACCUGCCCCAAGACACAACAACCUCUAUCUCACACUAUUCUCACCCCCAAUUUCAUCUUGAAGAGCUUAAUAGUGCAGUGGUGUGAUGCCAAUGGCAUUGAAUUGAACAAAAAGCACAGUAAACCAGAAAACAAUUCUGAUUGUAACCAGGCUGGGAUCAAGGCACUAAUGUCUAAGUUGGCAAAUGGCAGCCAAGAAGAGCAAAGAGCAGCUGCUGGUGAACUCCGAUUGCUUGCAAAGAGAAAUGCUGAUAACAGAAUAUGUAUUGCUGAAGCUGGUGCAAUCCCCUUACUUAUACAACUCCUUUCAUCUCCAGAUCCAAGAACGCAGGAGCAUGCAGUUACGGCACUCCUUAACCUUUCCAUAAACGAUGAUAACAAACAUAUUAUUGUGAAAGAGAAAGCAAUACCAAAGAUAGUGGAAGUCCUGCAAAGUGAGACUAUGGAAGCAAGAGAGAAUGCUGCGGCUACUCUAUUUAGUUUGUCAGUUGUAGAUUCAAACAAAAUCCUGAUAGGGGAAGCUGGGGCGAUUCCUCUACUUAUUUCCCUGCUAUGUGAAGGAAGUCCAAGAGGUAAGAAAGAUGCUGCUACUGCAAUUUUCAACCUCUGCAUUUACAAUGGUAACAAACUUAUCGCAGUGAAAGCUGGCAUUGUUGACCAUUUGAUCACUAUGCUGGUCGAUCCUACACUGGGUAUGAUUGAUGAAACAUUAGCUAUACUGGCAAUCCUUUCAAAUAAUCAAGAUGGUAAGACGGCAAUUGCAAGUUCUCACCCUAUUCCUCUCCUGGUGAAACUAAUGAAAAGUGGAUCAUCACGGGUUCGCGAGAGUGCAGCUGCAUUGAUGUAUUCGCUUUGUAGUGGAGUUGAGCAGAACCUCAAGGUUGCGAAGGAGGUGGGUGCGGAAGAAGCACUCAAAGAACUUCUUGAGACUGGCACGGAAAGGGCCAAGAGAAAAGCUGGAAGUCUUCUAGCUCUGAUGCACCAGGGGGCUGAGCCUUCCGAGAUUGCUUAUACAUGUGUCGAACAAAAUGCUGCUUAGAAUGCUGUUAUACUCGUUUAGUACGUAAUAAUACUUCGUAGUUUCCGUAUGUAUAUAUGUUCAGUGAUCUGAUACCAUAUUUUUAUACCUCCUGAGAAAUCAGGAGAAGUUUUAGUCGGAUGCCUAGAUUGGAGAGUUUACUACUAAUAAACUGGGAGCACUUUGUUUA